Oldenlandia corymbosa var. corymbosa is the source of this 1797-nucleotide messenger RNA. NCBI's taxonomy places the organism in Eukaryota, Viridiplantae, Streptophyta, Magnoliopsida, Gentianales, Rubiaceae. The record is from the annotation of a GenBank genome assembly.
AUGGCGGCUGCAUUAUCCCGUUGCAUAACAUUUCUCCUGCUUUUUUCCUUCUUCUUCCACCUCAACAAUGUUGCCUUUGGAAGCUCAGAUUUGACGGCAUUGUUAGAGUUCAAAGCUUCAGCUGACCCGUCAAACACCAUCCUCACCCGUUGGACUCCGGCGAGCGACCCAUGUUUCUGGCCCGGAAUUUCUUGCUUUCAAAACCGGGUCAGCCGUCUCGUCCUCGAGAAUCUUAGUCUUAGGGGUUCAUUUCAGCCGCUUGCUCGGUUAACUGAGCUCCGGAUCCUCAGUCUCAAAUAUAACCAUUUCUCCGGCCCCAUUCCCAAUCUAUCUAACCUUACAUCCCUCAAGUUGCUUUUCUUGUCUCAUAACAAGUUUUCCGGCGACUUCCCGCAGUCCGUGACGUCACUUACUCGGCUUUAUCGUCUGGACUUAUCAUUCAACCAACUCUCCGGCGUAAUACCGGCUCCUCAGGGUGAGCCCACUCGACCCGGUUCUGGAGCCUUGGCAUCGCCAGUGGGUCCGAGAGGGAACUCUUCCACUGUGGCUUCUUCCCCGACGACGCUACCGGAUAACGGGUCACCGGUCAAAACCGGGAGGAAUAAUGGAGGUGGGAAAAUGAGCACCGUUGCAAUAGUCUUCAUAAUUCUGGGGGAUGUCAUUGUGCUCACCUUGAUUGCUUUCCUACUGUAUUGCUUCUUUUGGAGACGCUAUUCUAAGAAAAUGAGCAGGAAAAAUGGGGAACCAGUUGAAAAAAUUGUGUAUUCAUCUAGCCCGUAUCCGAACCCGCCCCAGCCCGGUUAUGAGAGGGGCAAAAUGGUGUUCUUUGACGGAUCAAAGAAAUUUGAGCUGGAGGACUUGCUUAGGGCUUCGGCUGAGAUGCUGGGUAAAGGAGGAUUUGGGACUGCAUACAAAGCUGUUUUAGAUGAUGGGAAUGUUGUAGCGGUGAAGAGAUUGAAGGAAAUGUCUGUAAAUGGAAGAAGGGAUUUCGAGAAUCAAAUGGAGAUUUUAGGGAGGAUUAAGCAUCCCAAUUUGGUUAGCUUGAAGGCUUACUAUUUUGCCAGGGAUGAAAAGUUGUUGGUUAAUGAUUUCAUGCCCAAUGGGAAUUUGUUUUGGCUUCUUCAUGGAAAUCGAGGUCCUGGUAGAACCCCAUUGGAUUGGACUUCAAGGUUGAGGAUUGCAUCUGGAGCAGCUAAAGGAUUAUUGUAUAUUCACAACUCCUGCAAGCCCCUUAAACUAGUUCAUGGAAACAUAAAGUCUACUAAUGUCCUAAUUGACAAGACUGGUAAUGCUCGGCUUACAGAUUUCGGCCUAUCUGCCUUUGCACUGCCUUCAUCAGCUCCAAAAUCCAAUGGAUAUCGGGCCCCUGAAGCUUCUGUUGAUGGCCGAAAACUCACCCAGCAGUGUGAUGUAUACUCAUUUGGGGUCCUUUUGCUCGAGUUGCUUACUGGUAAAUGCCCCUCUAUUGCCGAUAAUGGAGGGCAAGGGACAGGAUACACCGGCAUAUUAGAUUUACCAAGGUGGGUGCAGUCUGUGGUGAGGGAGGAAUGGACAGCUGAGGUAUUUGACAUUGAGUUAAUGCGAUAUAAGGGCAUCGAGGAAGAAAUGGUUGGUUUGUUGCAGAUAGCAAUGGCGUGUUCUUCUGCUUCUCCAGAUCAAAGGCCGAAGAUGAACUUUGUAGUGAAAAUGAUAGAAGAACUUAGAGGCGUGGAGAUGUCGCCAUCCCACGACACACUUGACUCUGUUUCAGACUCACCUGCAGUGUCUGAAGAUGCAGGAGCAGUAGCCUGUCAAUGA